UUUGGAUUCAUCUUCGGCCGGGUGCCUCACUCCCCUAGCACCAUGCCCUACAACUGCUGCCUGCCCAACCUGAGCUGCCGCACCAGCUGCUCCUCCCGGCCCUGCAUUCCCCCCAGCUGCCACGGCUGCACCCUGCCCGGGGCCUGCAACAUCCCCGCCAAUGUGGGCAACUGCAACUGGUUCUGCGAGGGCUCCUUCAACGGCAGCGAGAAGGAGACCAUGCAGUUCCUGAACGACCGCCUGGCCAGCUACCUGGAGAAGGUGCGGGAGCUGGAGCGGGAGAACGCGGAGCUGGAGAGGCAGAUCCAGGAGCGGAACCAGCAGCAGGAGCCCCUGCUGUGCCCCAGCUACCAGUCCUACUUCCGCACCAUCGAGGAGCUGCAGCAGAAGACCCUCUGCAACAAGGCAGAGAACGCCCGGCUGGCGGUGCAGAUCGACAAUGCCAAGCUGGCCGCAGACGACUUCCGGACCAAGUACGACACGGAGCUGUCCCUGCGGCAGCUGGUAGAGUCGGAUAUCAACGGCCUGCGCCGGAUCCUGGACGAGCUGACCCUGUGCAAGUCUGACCUGGAGGCGCAGGUGGAGUCGCUGAAGGAGGAGCUGCUCUGCCUCAAGAGGAACCACGAGGAGGAAGUCAACACCCUGCGCUGCCAGCUCGGGGACCGCCUCAACGUGGAGGUGGACGCUGCGCCCUCCGUGGACCUGAACCGCGUGCUCAACGAAGUCAGGAGCACCUACGAGGCUGUGGUGGAGACCAACCGCAGGGAGGUGGAAGAGUGGUACACCACACAGACCGAGGAGCUGAACAAGCAGGUGGUGUCGAGCUCCGAGCAGCUGCAGUCCUACCAGGCGGAGAUCAUCGAGCUGAGACGCACGGUCAACGCCCUGGAGAUCGAGCUGCAGGCCCAGCACAACCUGAGAAACUCCCUGGAGAACACGCUGAACGAGAGCGAGGCCCGCUACGGCUCGCAGCUGGCGCAGGUGCAGCGCCUGAUCAGCAGCGUGGAGUCGCAGCUGGCGGAGAUCCGGAGUGACCUGGAGCGGCAGAACCAGGAGUACCAGGUGCUGCUGGACGUGCGGGCGCGGCUGGAGUGCGAGAUCAACACGUACCGGGGGCUGCUGGAGAGCGAGGACUGCAAGCUGCCCUGCAACCCCUGUGCCACGACCAAUGCGUGCGGCAAGUCCAUCGGGCCCUGCGUCGCCAACCCCUGCACCCCCUGCCCGCCCCCUGCCCCCUGCACACCUUGCGUCCCUCGCCCGCGCUGUGGGCCGUGCAAUUCCUUCGUGCGCUAGGGCCCAGGGACACUAAAGCAGCAAGGAUGCAGGGCCUGGUGCUCCAGAGCUGGCUGGGAUCCCUUCGACAAAGGCAGCCCAAAAACAUAAGUUGAAUGGCGGGAGCAGCCCCUGCGUGGCAGCCAGCAAACGUACCAGGAGCCUCCAGCCACCCUGCCCGCUACAGACCCUUCCCUGCCCGCCCUUUCCUUUAUGGGGUCUGUUUCUUUCUCUGCUUGCCCAGCUCUCUGAAGUGCCGGUGCCCCUCCCUUGCAGCCUCCUAAUAAACGCACUUUUCCUGGCAA
Molecule: messenger RNA, 1577 nt
Organism: Chinchilla lanigera (long-tailed chinchilla)
Lineage: Eukaryota; Metazoa; Chordata; Mammalia; Rodentia; Chinchillidae
Product: keratin, type I cuticular Ha1
Exons: 7
Coding region: 43-1293 (416 amino acids)
Molecular function (GO): structural molecule activity
Source: RefSeq, a predicted model, not a curated record